AUGGAUAAAAUAUCUGAAAUACUAGGUUUUGCUCCUGCAUGGUAUAUUCAAAGAAAUAGUGGUUAUAUCUUAAAAAAAUUAAAACCAACUGAAAUCAAUGUUAACUUAAAAAUUGAAGAUACAACUAUCGAAGAUAUACAUGUACGUAUUUAUCCUCCGUUGACUUUAAAUGAUGAUAAUACAGAACGUCUUUCAACUAUUAUUUUUUAUCACGAAGGAAUGUUUUAUAUGAGUUCGAGUGAUGAAUUUGUUUUGAUUUAUUUUAAAUUUCAAUUUGUUUGUACAAAUUAUCAUUUUACAUACGCAUUAUCCAAUAACACGUGGAUUGGCUCUUCAGACAGAUAUCGUCUUGCACCUGAACAUCCUUUUUCAGCUGGACUUGAUGAUUGUAUUAAAGCAACACACUAUGUUCUUGACAGAAAUAAUGCAGAAAAAUUAAAUAUUGAUUCAAAACGUAUUGCUAUUGCAGGUAAUUCAGCUGAUGGAAAUUUAGCUGCUUUUGUUGCAAUGCAAUUUGCCAAAGAUGCAAAUAGUAAUAAUAUUCCUUGUGUUCAAGUAUUAAUAUAUUCUACUGUUCGAUUCUUUGAUCUUAUGAUUCCUUCAUAUGUAACACCAGCUUUACAUAUUUUUCAUUCUGAAAGAGCUGUUCAAGUUCUUGAACUUUAUAUAAACAAAAGUAUAAAUGGUGAUGCACUAGUUAAUAAACAUUCUAGUAUUGAACAAAAGAAACAAUAUCGUCGAUUUGUUGAUUGGUCAUUAAUUCCAAAUAAAUAUCGAAAAGUAUACAAAGAACCAAUAAUUGAUAAUAUGGAUGGCAAUCCUCAACUUAUAGAAAAUGCUAAACAACUAUUAUAUCGAGAUAUAUCACCACUGUUGGUUGAUAACGAAGAUUUGGCUAAAUUACCAUCAACUUAUAUACUUACUGUUGAUCGUGAUCGAUUAAGAGAUGAAGGUUUUUUAUCAUUAACAUUCUUAGAAGGAUUAUUUGAAUUAGAUAUUGCUCAUGAAAUUCUCGAUGGUAUUGUUCAUUACCUGAAAAAUAGUCCUUGA
Messenger RNA from Rotaria sp. Silwood1, 1050 nucleotides. Lineage: Eukaryota; Metazoa; Rotifera; Eurotatoria; Philodinida; Philodinidae. The record is from the annotation of a GenBank genome assembly.